GGCGUGGUUGGAAUUUCGAAAUUUUGCUCGUACUCGUACUUUCUUACAGGCUUUUUUACCUCAUGCUCAUAUUUCGUAUACAGGUGCGAGUACGAAUUUUGGUACGAGCUUCCAUCCACUGUCCUUGAGUUAAUUUUGGUGACAUUUGAAUCAGCUCUUGCAAGCAAUUUGAAUGACUUACAUAUAUCGCCAUAUCUACAUAAUUCUGUGCCUACACAACAAUUUUCCCUUAUUUUAGCCAUUUUUUCAAAUUUAUUUUUAAAAGAAUUUUCUUUAUUUAUCAGUGAUUAAAAAUAUUAUUAUUAAUUUAUUCUGCAAUAACAUUAUUUUAAAAUGAUGAGGAAACUCGUGAUACUUUUAAUUUAUUUGAUCGGGAUAUUUUUUGUUAACGCUGAUCUGGCCCACAACUCACGUGCCCGCCGUUUCUGUUGUGGAGGUGUUUCUACUUUUCAAAGCUUUAGCAGUGGUGGAAGUACUGGUUGCGUUGUUUCGGACAACAAGCUCUACAUAAACGGCAUAUUCACAAAAGAUUUGAACCCUGAUGAAGUUCAAGAAUUAGAACAAUACAAGAAUGAUGUUGCCGAAUACCGCAAUAAAUCUAAAAAGUACUUUGAGGAUAAUUGGAAUGCUCCAUUCGGAGGGGAAGAAGAAGGCAAGACAAAGGAAAAGGCUCCCGAACCUCCCAAGUCACCAAGUUUUUGUGGACAGAAGGCCAGAACUCAAUUUGUAUUCAAUGGAUGUAUGGUUCAAGGAGACAGUCUUUACAUUGGAAACAAUUUUGUUCGCAAACUGAAUGAGAGUGAGCAAAAAGAGUUGGAGGAAUUCGACGAGAAAUUGGAGGAGUACCAAAAGGCGUUGAAUGAGCAAAUUAAUCGCCAAGUUUCUGAAUCAUUUGGCAAAUCAUUUGGACGCUUUUUCGGCAAGAAACCCUUUGAUUUUGGAUCGGAUUCUGACGAAAUCGAGUCUACUGACAAAACUUCCACUCUCCCAGCUGAACGCAAACAACUAAAUCCUUCAAAAUCGUCAAAACUUGAAAUGCCCAAACCCCCAGAAUUUUGUACUAUCGUUGCUUGA
Meloidogyne enterolobii is the source of this 1074-nucleotide messenger RNA. NCBI's taxonomy places the organism in Eukaryota, Metazoa, Nematoda, Chromadorea, Rhabditida, Meloidogynidae. The record is from the annotation of a GenBank genome assembly.